AGUUGAGUGUUCAUUUGGCGGCCGCCUACUCGUCCGAGAGAGUUCGCUUCCACUCUAUCCGCCGGUUAAUCUGCCCGUUACCUCCUCGCGGGUAUAGUCGCCUGGUACUCCCGGUUCAGUUUAUCCGAAACGUUUAUCCGUUUAUAUCCGGGUUAUCUCGGACGGUUUAACCAAAAUGGAAUACCAUCUGUUGCUAUUACCUCUGAUUGUGGGACUCGCCUCGGGCUACAGUGAAAACGGCUAUUAUUUCGAAAAUCACAAGUAUUGUGACGACUUGUCCCCAUAUUACGGUGAUAUUAACUUAGAUUCAAUAACUGGAGUUUGGUACGGCGUAGAAAAAAUACCUCACCUGAAAGGUGAAUACAAGAUAGAGCAUACGAGGGAGUGUUUCUAUAUCGACAUAAAGGAACUUUACAUUGAGCCGACUCCGCCGACUCCAUACCCUCCGUUGACGAACUCUCCGUACGUGAACCGUCAGUUCGGUCUCCCGGAGCCCUACCGCGUGCGCCACUUUGUGCUGGAGUGGCACGAGGGGCUGUGGAGAGACGACUACCACAUCAAGGUCAAUACUUCGCACAAGGGCUUCUGGCCCACGGACGUGCCGGAUAGGUCCGUAGAAGACAUGUACCGCUUCUUCGGCGGAGUCAUCCAAGUGCUGAAAGUGGCCAACAACCACCUAGUUCUCAACUUCUGUAUGAGGCUCCCCCAUUCCCAGCUAUACAGCGUGGUGCUGUCCCGGAAUGAGAACCAGCUGACUGCUGAAGACCUGGCCAGCAUACACAACGUGUUCACUAUGAAACACCUGUCUACUUCAGCUCUGAAGAGAGUGUGUGAGAACUCCGCAACCAGCAUCAGUGGGCCUUACUUCGUUCUUGUAUCACUUUGUUUGAUGCUGUGGAGAUCUAGAGGGUAGAUAUGAAAUGAGAUUACGUUUUUCUUAUUGUAAUUUGACUGGGAAUAAAAAAGUUUCAUGAUUGUUUGUAGUCUUCCAUAUCAGUGCUUAGACGUAGUUCCUUGUAAGUUGGAUUUUAAAUUAUUUUAGACACGUAUUUAAUUGAUAUCAUUAAGAAAGAAUGAUAGGGCGCAAAGUUUUGACCUGGUAAAUAGAGUUGUAAAUUUUUUUUUAAUUGACGAUUAUUAUUGUCUGCAAGCACUUUUAGUUAACAAGAAAGGAAAAAAUAAUCCAUAGGUAAAGUAAUUAAGUUAAGGACUAUUUAUUUCUGUGCCAUGUGUGUGUUAAA
Ostrinia furnacalis (Asian corn borer) is the source of this 1241-nucleotide messenger RNA. RefSeq lists its product as uncharacterized. Lineage: Eukaryota; Metazoa; Arthropoda; Insecta; Lepidoptera; Crambidae. The record is from RefSeq and is a predicted model, not a curated record. The transcript is spliced from 3 exons. Bases 176 to 913 code for a protein of 245 amino acids.